CUUCCCCCUGAGCUCCGGAAUCAGGCAGCCGCCCAGCCGACUCCUAGAAUACGGUAGUAAACAGGGUCGCCUUUUAGUCUGAGUUUAGGUGCGGAGGUCCCCAUCUUCCGGCUGCCCUGGACAUCAGGUGUGCCCAGGAGCCUGUGAUUGGCGUCGGCGCCUGUGACGGAGGAACUCCCCACGUAGGAACUUGGGCAUUCCUCAGGACACAGAACUUGCAUUCUUGGUCUUUGUCUCCUCACAUAAUGCCUGGCAUUCAGUGAAUGUUUGCUGACCCUGAAGAUACAUAUGAGCAGUGAUGCUGGAAAGGGAGAACAUCUUUGGUCCUCCAGUUUGGCUACACUGACAUUGUUCAAAGUGGUCUUAAACAGCUUGCAUUUUGUGUAAAUAGCUGUCUAGACUUCUGUUUUUCACUACAGAAGUCUACAACCUACAGUUGCCAGAGAUUUAAACAUACUACUUUUAGGAUAUCAUCUACAUUAAACCUGAGAGCUCUUCCUUAUUCCAAAAUGUUGAGGUACUGGGGAGAGAUACCCAUGUCAUCAAGCCAGACCAACAGAAGUUCCUUUGACCUGCUCCCUCGAGAGUUCCGGCUGGUGGAAGUCCAUGACCCACCCUUGCACCAGCCCUCGGCCAACAAGCCCAAGCCCCCUACCAUGCUGGACAUACCCUCAGAGCCAUGCAGCCUCACCAUCCAUACCAUUCAGUUAAUCCAGCACAACCGACGCCUUCGGAGUCUCAUAGCCACAGCUCAGGCCCAGAAUCAGCAGCAGACAGAAGGCCUCAAAACUGAAGAGAGUGAACCUCUGCCCUCCUGCCCUGGGUCCCCUCCUGUGCCUGAUGACCUUCUGCCUUUAGAUUGUAAGAAUCCCAAUGCACCAUUCCAGAUCCGGCACAGUGACCCAGAGAGUGACUUUUAUUGUGGGAAAGGGGAACCUGUGACUGAACUCAGCUGGCACUCCUGUCGGCAGCUCCUCUACCAGGCAGUAGCCACCAUCCUGGCCCAUGCAGGCUUUGAGUGUGCUAAUGAAAGUGUGCUGGAGACCCUCACCGAUGUGGCACAUGAGUAUUGCCUCAAGUUCACCAAGCUGCUACGCUUUGCUGUGGAUCGGGAAGCCCGGCUGGGACAGACACCUUUCCCCGACAUUAUGGAGCAGGUAUUCCACGAAGUGGGUAUUGGCAGUGUACUCUCCCUCCAGAAGUUCUGGCAGCACCGCAUCAAGGACUAUCACAGUUACAUGCUACAGAUCAGUAAGCAACUCUCUGAAGAAUAUGAAAGGAUUGUCAACCCUGAGAAAGCCAUGGAGGACACAAAACCUGUGAAGAUCAAGGAGGAACCAGUGAGCGACAUCACCUUUCCUGUCAGCGAAGACCUAGAGACUGACCUUGCUUCUGGAGACCAGUCCCUGCCCAUGGGAGUCCUCGGGGCUCAGAGCGAGCGCUUCCCUUCUAACCUGGAGGUGGAAGCCUCACCACAGGCUUCGAGUGCAGAGGUCAAUGCUUCUCCUCUCUGGAACCUGGCCCAUGUGAAAAUGGAGCCUCAAGAGAGCGAGGAGGGCAACGUCUCUGGGCACGGUGUGCUGGGCAGCGAUGUCUUUGAGGAGCCCAUGUCAGGCAUGAGCGAAACUGGGAUCCCUCAGAGCCCCGAUGACUCAGACAGCAGCUACGGUUCCCACUCCACAGACAGCCUUAUGGGGUCCUCCCCUGUUUUCAACCAGCGCUGCAAGAAGAGGAUGAGGAAAAUAUAAAAGGCAGAGAGGCCAUUUUCAGGCCACACCUACAACAGCCAACAGAAAACCAUGGUGUAUUAAACCUUGGUGUAUCAAAUCCCAACAGGGAUUUGAUUCUUGUUUUGUUUUGGUUUUUUUGGUACUGGGGUCAAACUCGUGACCAUGCACUUGUGCGGCAGGCACCGGAACCACUGAGCUAAAUCCCCAGCCCAGGAUUUGAUUCUUACUCUUAAAAAGUAGGCAGUACUAACUUCAGAGACUGGAUUUAACCAAGUAAGUCUGCAUUUUACUUUGGCACCUAGUUGUUACAGUUUCCCGCAGCAGCCAAGCCACCGUUCACAGAUGGAUCAGGAGACCAAGCGCUGCCCGACUUGUCUUUACUGUGACCACACACUACUUAGCUUCUCUGCAGCUGUUUGUCUUGCACAGUUGAGAAGAGUCACGCCACUCUGACACACCAUGCAGGUGUGAGAACUGUGUGUGAUCAAAAUGGGUGUUUGAAUAGAAGCAUACAAAUGCAUGUGAUGUCAGCUUUUCAUCUAACUUCAUUCACUCGGUCCACGUCUUGGGAAUACAGUACUAAUACCUAACAAGAAAUAGCUAACAAAGCUCCCCAUCAGUCAUCUUUUUAAAAUGUUUUUGCCGCCUGUGAAGUCUCUUAUAGUCAGGUCUGUGGUAACAAACAGGCUUCAUUGUGUAUUCAAACAGCUCAUCUCACCCACGUUUUUUUCAUCCUUCUCUAGACUUAGUCCAUCUAUCCUUAACCUUUUUACCUUAUUUCUCCUGACCCAGACUUUUAAGAUAUUGUUCACCAUGUACAUUUUUUCCAAUUGCUCAUUUUCUCUUUUGUGAAUGAAGCAAAUAGGACCAGCCCAAUGGCUUUGCUUAUUCCCUGUUGUCUUCUAAGAGGUCAUCAGGGGACAAUGGUCCAUUCCUCUCUGCGGUCCCUCACCUACACACUGUGCUUCUGCCACCAAGUGGACAGAAAUACGCACCUGUCAACUUCACACCCAAAGGAACAGCUUCACUGUUCCUCUUCCAGCAGUGUGGGGCCAGUGAUUCCGGAUCGUCUCUUAUCAAGGAAAUUAGGUACCGCUGGGAUUAGGAGUGCUUAGCAAAUGAGUGCUUCGUAACUUGCUAAUGGAUGCCAUCAUGUUCAGUGAAACUGCUGAAGUUUCAUUUUUUAAUGCCAAAUACAAGUCCUGGGAAAUGCAGAGCACUAUUUUAAUAGACCAAAAAUAAGGCCCAGCUUUUUUUUUUGAGUGCCUUAAAUGUCCCAGGCAUUGAGAAUAAUGUGACUGUAGCAAAAUGAGGUUAUAGUUUAAAUGUUAAGAAAUUAUUUAUAAAUCCUUAGCACACUUAA
Messenger RNA from Heterocephalus glaber (naked mole-rat), 3093 nucleotides. RefSeq names its product SPT7 like, STAGA complex subunit gamma (gene Supt7l). NCBI's taxonomy places the organism in Eukaryota, Metazoa, Chordata, Mammalia, Rodentia, Bathyergidae. The record is from RefSeq and is a predicted model, not a curated record. Gene Ontology annotation, cellular component: SAGA complex. Gene Ontology annotation, molecular function: transcription coactivator activity; protein heterodimerization activity.